UUAGGCCAAAGUGAGAAUGUCAGGAUAAGCCAAUCAGAGGCAGAGUAUCUCGUGACAUGUUUUCCCCGUCCUUGGAAAAAAGUACUCCCCUACGAUAAAGAUGGCGGCGUCCUCCUCAGCAGGACGCGUUUUGACUCUUUGCAAGCAAUUUCAAAAUGUCUUUAGGAUAUCCUCAUCGAUAAAUACUCCGCACCCUUCUACCACUUUGAUCAAAUACCAGCCUCGUCUUUACAGGGAAAAGUCUCCACUCGCUGCCCUGUCUUGGUACAGUCCCGCCAGCUCUGUGAGACAGUGUCGAGCCCUGCACACGACCAUCAACAGGAGAGGGCUGGAAGAAUUCUUUGACCUCCCUGAAAACUGGGGAGAGACCAGUGUGAAGUCAGGUGCACCAUGGACUGCCAAACAACUGAGAACAAAGAGCAAUGAAGAUUUACACAAACUCUGGUAUGUGCUGUUGAAAGAAAAGAACUUGCUGCUCACACUUGAGCAGGAAGCAAGAAGGCAAAGGGUUCAGAUGCCAAGUCCAGAAAGAACAAGGAAGGUUGAGCGGUCGAUGAUCAGACUGGAGACGGUGGUGAAGGAGAGAGAGACUGCUCUGCGACUGCUGCAGACAGGACAGGAGAAAGCCAGACCAGGAGCUUGGAGGAGGAACAUAUUUGGAUAUGUCUACUGGUAUCGAUUCAAAGAAUAUGCUAUUCCUUGGCACAUGAACAGAAGAUACAAGAGGAAGAGGUUUUUCACACCCAAGUUUGUCCAAUCACACAUAAGACUGCGUAUAGAGAGGGAUCUUCGAGAGAAGGCCAGGAAAGUCACAUUAGAGAAGGCAACCCAGUCCAAAAUCAAGGAGAAGUUUCCUCAUGUGAAGGUUUCCGCAUCGUGAAAUUACGAGCGCACAUUUUGCAAUGAGUUUUUGACAGCUGUGAGCCCGACACGUGUCCAGAAACAAGGCCUUCUCUGUAUUUAUUUAUCUGGAGUCCGUGUGAAUACCCAAGUCUGAAUCGACUCAUGCCAAUAACUGAAGGUCUGACACUGUUGUCCUAUGUCGAGUAUGAGUGUAUUUGUCCAGCCUAUUAACUGGAGCCUAAGAUAAAUUAUGCUACAUCAUCCUGAAAUGUUUAUCAGUUUUCAUACCUUAUAUUAAAACACACCAUGUCAUCUUUUACUAGUCUGCAAGAUGAUUUCAAGAUUUUGAAUGUGUUGAUGUAACUUUAGUCAUUUGAUGCCAUUAUGGAAAUGUAAACCAGCUAUUUCAUGUCAUACCACCAUUAGCAAUUUUACAAGAAACCCUCAUUAAAAUCAAGUGAGCUAUUAUACUUUCAUCACACAUUUCAUUUAACAAAAACAGACUUUAUUUGUUUAAAAGACCAUAUUUAGCUAAUGACAAGCAAAGUGAAAAUUAAAUAGUUAUUUGAGUUGACACCAAAAAGAGGCGAGAAGUGACUGUCCUUUACCUCCGAUUAGCUUGCUUACUACAGAAAAAAAGAGGCUUAUGAACAGAAGACAUUCACCUUCAUACUAAGGUUGUUCCUCCAAAUGCACGUAACAGUCUGCAGAAACCUUGCAGAGCAAAUUUCCACACUGAUUAAAAACUAAGUGGGGGGAACAAGAUACAAUAGGUUCAAGAUCAGGCUUUUGUCAAUUCCAGAAAAACUUCUUGAAGAUGCAAGGUUUCCACAAAACUCCAACAACGUAAAGAUAAGGCAACAGACUGACUAGUGACAUUAACAAAGGAACUUUAACCCCUCUUCAUCGUAACAGUUUACUUUGUACGUGUGUCUUAUUUUCACAAAAUCGAGAAACUCAAACAUU
This is a messenger RNA of Etheostoma spectabile (orangethroat darter), 1809 nucleotides long. It is a transcript of the gene mrpl47, whose product is annotated as mitochondrial ribosomal protein L47. The transcript has 7 exons. Gene Ontology annotation, molecular function: structural constituent of ribosome. Lineage: Eukaryota; Metazoa; Chordata; Actinopteri; Perciformes; Percidae. The coding region runs from base 101 to 880 and encodes 259 amino acids. Gene Ontology annotation, biological process: mitochondrial translation. Gene Ontology annotation, cellular component: mitochondrial large ribosomal subunit; mitochondrial ribosome. The record is from RefSeq and is a predicted model, not a curated record.